Molecule: messenger RNA, 1744 nt
Organism: Diospyros lotus (date-plum)
Lineage: Eukaryota; Viridiplantae; Streptophyta; Magnoliopsida; Ericales; Ebenaceae
Product: probable receptor-like protein kinase At5g24010
Exons: 1
Coding region: 97-1527 (476 amino acids)
Molecular function (GO): protein kinase activity
Source: RefSeq, a predicted model, not a curated record
GCCCAUAAAGGGGCCCAAACAGAUCGUCUUCUUAAUACAAAAGGGCACCGAAGUCAAAAUUCUCGCCGUAGCUUGCAUUGCAGUCGAUCGAACCAAAUGGAUAUUCCGAUAACCGGCGUUUUCUCUCUCUACGUUUCUCUGUGUCUCCUCCUCCUCCGCCUCUCCGUCGUCUCCGGCUUCUCUCCCAUCGACCACUACCUCAUCGACUGCGGAGCUUCCGAAGCCACCACCCUCGACGCCUACCACCGCCGCUUCACCGGCGACGCGUCUGAUCUCGGAUCGGGCUUGCUGUCCGCAACUCGGACGUUCGCGAUCGCUGAAUCAAGCCCCUCGGUCAAUUUGCCCCCAAUUUACCACACGGCUAGGGUUUUCACCAGACCCUCGAAGUACGCCUUCAGGAUCAGAGACAAAGGGACGCACCUGGUACGUCUUCAUUUUCGCCGGUUCGAUUCGUCGAAUUUCGAAUUUUCAGAUUCUCAGUUUCAUGUUUCGGCAAAUGGCUUUGUUUUGUUGAACAAUUUCACCGGCAUGGACACACAAACACCUAAAAUUAAGGAUUAUAUGAUUUGGGUCGACACUGACGUCCUUCGUAUUACGUUUACGCCGUCGAGAAAAUCGAAACUUGCGUUUGUGAAUGCGAUUGAGGUUAUCUCUGCGCCGAAAGAUUUGAUUGCUGACGUUGCCCAAUUCGUAAAUUCUAAGAAAAGCGAGAAAAUUAAUGGCUUAAUGAAGAUUGCUCUUGAAGCUGUCUAUAGGGUUAAUGUAGGAGGCCCCAAAGUGACGCCCUUUAAUGAUUCUUUAUGGAGGACUUGGGUCCCUGACAAUGAGUUCUUGAAAUUGAGUGAUGGAUCGAAGAGGGUUUUCUCCAGCGCUCGGAUUAAGUAUCAAUUGGGAGGGGCAAGCCGAGAAGUUGGGCCUGAUAAUGUUUAUAAUACUGCUCGAGUGCUUAGCAGCUCGGAUUAUUCAGUUCCCAACUUGAAUAUUACAUGGGAAUUUUCUGUGAUUGGGGGCUAUAGGUACCUUGUUCGGAUGCAUUUUUGCGAUAUUGCUAGUGUUUCACUUGGCAUGCUUUAUUUCAAUGUUUACGUAAAUGGGAAUUUGGCCUAUGAAAAUUUGGACCUUUCAGCUGUAACAAAUUGGAUGUUGGCUUCUCCUUUCUAUGCUGAUUUCGUGGUUGAUGGUGAGAGUUCAGAAGUUUUGACAGUAAGCGUGGGACCUUCAAAUAAGAGCAUGACUCACGCUGUUGAUGCCAUUCUCAAUGGUGUUGAGAUCAUGAAGAUGAAUAACGCAAUGGGCAGUCUUGAUGGAGAGGUCUGUGCAGAGUCUAUUUUGAAGGGUUGGCAGAGGAGAAACAUCGGUGCUAUGGUUCUGUUGAUUGCAGCUGUAUGUUUAUUGGCAAUUGCAUCCCUGUUCAUCCGUAGGGCGAUCAGGGUCAAGGACUCUGUGGCAUGGUCACCAUUAUCUAUGGAUAUCUCUGAAGAUAAUCUGAUGAAGUCUGGGAUACAGCCACGAUUAGUGAAAGCGUGAUUUGCUGAUUAAAUGAGGAUUUUUGGAAGGUAUAAUGUUGGCUCAUUACGUCAAGGACCUAAGAAUGUUGUAUACCACUUUUGUACAUCUGAAGAUGUUGGGAUACCAUCGGCCUUCCAUAUUGUAAGCAAUUUCUAUGAAUAGAUUUUAAAUCUUCAAAUUUUAUUCAACUUUUGUGUAAUCACUGUAAUGUUGCUAAAGUUAUUCUCUACUUCUA